GAUAAAUAGAUUACAAAAUCAAUCACAGUCACUCCUUUGGCAACUGCCUAAGAGACAAGCAGCAUGUCUGUUGACCAGAGAUUCGGACUUCUAAUAUGGAUUUUAGAAAUAAGUCUAUUGGUGAAUGGAGUUAUGACAAGCCUUUCAGGGGCCACUUUAAACAGAUUUUCAAGAGAAGCUGGGGCCCCCGCUCCUGUAGACUGCAACUUGAGCUCCUGGAGUCAAUGGUCUUCAUGUAACCCUUGCCAAAAGGAAAUGUAUCGUUCACGGACCAUCGAGACCUUUGGCCAGUUUGGUGGAAAGAAGUGCCUACAUUCUUUGGGAGACAGGCGUAGCUGUGAAUCAGCUAGUGUCUGUGAAGAUGAAGAAAAUGAUUGUGGAAAUGAUUUUAAAUGUGAAACAGGUCGAUGCAUUAAAAAGCGGCUUCUAUGUAAUGAAGACAAUGACUGUGGAGACUUUUCUGAUGAAGACAAUUGUGAAAAAGACCCACGUUCUCCAUGCCGUAGUGACACAGAACUGUCUGAGCUUGGCCGGACAGCUGGAUUUGGGAUCAACAUUUUAGGAAUGGUUCCUUUGGAAACCCCCUUUGACAAUGAGUAUUUCCAUGGUAUCUGUGAGCGAGUUCGAGAUGGAAAUACUGGGACCUAUUAUCGAAGGCCCUGGAAUGUGGCAACUCUGAACUAUGAUACCAGAGCAGAAAAAAAAUUCAGAACAGAGACCUAUGAAGAACAUAUACUUCAAAUAGCAGAGACAUUCCAAGAGACAAGAACAAUUUUUGGCAUUGACCUAUCUCUAAAACUCACGUCUACAGAAGGCCUUUCAGAUGUGCUCGAUGGGGUGGCUUCAUUUGAUUCUAAUGUUCCAGAAUUUGGGGAAGAUGAAGCCAGAGCUCCAAAACCCAAAAUGCUUGAAGAUGAAGCUCCUGGAGAAGAAACACCCAGAGAAGGAGCUCCUAAAGGUGAACCACUUGAAGAAGACUCUGAUCAACGGUCAAUGUCACAAAAUUCUGCUCUAUCAUUUCGAUUUAGAUACUCAAAAAAUGAAAGUCUCCACCGUAUCAAGUUCUAUGCCUCAGACAAGACAAAAAUCUUUUUACGUGUGAAAGGAGAAGUUCAGCUUGGAAGAUUCCAUAUGCGAAAUCGAGAUUUUAUGUUGAGAAACACUUUCCUGGAUGACUUAAAAACUCUGCCUACCAGUUAUGAAAAGGGAGAAUAUUUUGGGUUUUUGGAAACUUAUGGAACUCAUUACAGUAGCUCUGGGAACAUAGGAGGAAAAUAUCAAUUGAUAUAUGUGUUGGACAAAGAAGAAAUGAGCAAGAAAGGUCUUGAAGUACAAGAUGUGCGGAGAUGCCUUGGAUUCGAUCUGGACUUCUCUUACCAAAGUAUAAUUGAUUUCGAAGGCAACAUAAAGCAUUCUAAGUGUUCAGCAGUAAACUCAAGGAAGUUAGAUGACCAGGGCCACAAACAUGUUAUAGAAGAUGUUAUUUCACUCAUAGAAGGAGGAACUCAAGAAUAUGCCACUCAACUCAAGGAAAAGCUGCUUCGAGGAUCCGAGGUAAAUGUGACCGAUUUUCUCCACUGGAGCACUUCCUUAGAGAAAGCACCUGUCCUCAUCAAUCAAAGGCUAUCUCCAAUAAGUAAUCUGGUUCCAGUGAGAAUGAAAGACGCACAUGAAAAGAGACAAAAUUUAGAAAGAUCCAUAAAUGACUAUGUUGCUGAGUUCAGCGUCCACAAGUGCCAGCCCUGUCAAAAUGGAGGGACCAAAAUGCUGUUGGAUGGGGAAUGCAUGUGUGCCUGUGAAGUUGGUUUUCGGGGAACUGCUUGCCAGAUCCAGUCGGUUGUUUCAACGAAUGGCUGAAAAAGAGGACGAGAAUUCCUGGUCAUGCCAGUCUCCACAUAUGGAAAGGGGAAAAAUUGCCAGGACUGGCAGCCAAUAUAACGAUCCAACCCCAGGUCUUGGGAGGCAACCUGAAGCAGGAGGAUGCAUGUAGAAAAGCUUCUAUGCACAUAACAGUCUAUUCAGGCCCACCUCAUCUAAAUCUACAUUGAUUUCUCCCUUCUCUGAACCCUGAUCAUUUUUUUCAUUUUGUGCUUUUCCAGGGUACAAUGUCAUAACUGAAGGAAUACAAACAUGUUUAAAUCCACAGACAAAGCCAGUCUCUUUUUCCUGCCAAUAAAAAAAAAAUGAGAUAAUAUUUUUUAAAGAGAA
Dromiciops gliroides (monito del monte) is the source of this 2208-nucleotide messenger RNA. RefSeq names its product complement C9 (gene C9). The coding region runs from base 64 to 1857 and encodes 597 amino acids. Gene Ontology annotation, biological process: immune response. Lineage: Eukaryota; Metazoa; Chordata; Mammalia; Microbiotheria; Microbiotheriidae. Gene Ontology annotation, cellular component: membrane attack complex. The record is from RefSeq and is a predicted model, not a curated record. The transcript is spliced from 11 exons. Gene Ontology annotation, molecular function: protein binding.